CUAGACACGCCUUAGUUUUUAAAUUUUCUCCUCUAAUAAAUUCUCAUUGGUUAUCCAAAGAGUUUGCUUAUCUAAAUUACUUCUACCCUCCAUAAUUCAAAUAAUUAUUUACGAUCAGCAGAAACUGCUAUUAAUUUCCGCUAUUUCUGUGCUCUGCUUUUCUGUUCAAGUAUUAAAAAUAAAGAAAUUGAGAUACAAUUACUACCAGCAUCAAAAGCAAUAGGUAUUGUUUAUAAUAAUGACAGACACAGAAUAUAACGAAGGCUAUGAUUCCAAGAGUAUCAGUGAGUUUCAUCGCAAAAGUCAGGCCAGCUAUGACGAGUAUCUGAUGGCUAUGAGACGAAUCCACCACACAUUUUCGACAAGAAGCUCCAUUCCUAAUGAAAUGUUAUCUCCGCGAGAGCGCCAUAGAAACCGCGAUUCCCAGAAAAAAACCACAAUGGAAUGCGUAAAAGGAACUUGGAGUACAGUAAAGGAAGCAACAAGGAUUGGUAUUAUUGCUUCCAUGGUGCCAGACGAGAUCAUUUACCAGCACUAUGACCAUUCUGUUAGAAGAUAUGAGACCGCUCUUAUGUUUAUUGAUGUCUCUGGGUUUACAGAACUAUGCGAGGGCUAUACGAAAGCAGGUCAUGGUGGACCUUCGAAGUUGACACAAGUUCUUAAUUCUUACAUCGGAGCCAUGGUGCAAGAGAUACUGACUCAUAAUGGAGACGUUCUCAAAUUUUCUGGCGAUGCCUUCCUAUCUAUGUGGAAGAAGACACCUAGGCUGACGAUGCAAGACGUUGUUCACACUGCUAUAGAUUGUGGAUUGAUAAUUCAAAAGAAUUACGGAAGUUAUCGUACAGACGUUGGUGUUAAACUUAAGGUAAAAAUAGCUAUAUCAGCUGGAGUGUCACAUUUCUCUAUAAUUGGUGGUGAGAAUAUAACUCAAAUGCAUUAUGUGAUCGUCGGCCAGCCUGUAUGGGACGUGAAGAUGGCUGAAUACAUGAGUAACGCCGGGGACGUGCUAACGUCGGCCAGUGCGUGGAUCUACGUCAAUGAAGCAGAGUACUGCACCCAUCCUUGUGGCGAUGGGAGACAUACAAAGGUUCUAGGAGUUGGUGCGACAUGGAAAAGAGUCGAAAGAUUACAGAGUUCAAUAAGAGAGACAGAGUCUCCCAGCUUCUCAAAAAGUACACCUAGAUCCGACGACGAGAUUGUUAGCGAAAUUAAUUAUAGGGAAUUUUCACUGAGGCCAGCAGUUAUAGCAGCGAUGCGCAGUUCAUGGUGGCCUGGUCUAAGGCGGUUCAUGGUGACCCCAGUUUUACGUGCAGUAGACAACGACGAACCUAUGGAUUUCUUGACAGAAGUGCGCCGUGUCGUCGUAGUCUUUCUGAAUAUUAUCACCAAAACUGUCACAGAAAGCGUACUUAUUGGUGUGGUUAAUGAUGCUUAUAAAUGUGUUUCUAGCGUGACGUCAGAAUCGGGCGGGCUAGUGAACAAAGUGUCAAUGUUCGACAAGGACAUGAUGUUUCUCGUGGUGUUCGGUUUAAGAGGGCUUAAACACGAGGACGAAGCUCAGAAAGCGCUGCAGUGCGCCUUCCAGUUGAAAGAAAACUUGAAUGAUAGGAACAUUACUACUGUGUCUAUUGGCGUCACUUCGGGUACAACUUACUGCGGUGUAGUGGGGCAUGUGCUUCGUCGUGAAUACACUGUCAUCGGACCUGCUGUGAACAAAGCAGCGCGGUUAAUGAUCUCUUAUCCCAACAAAGUGACUUGUGACAAAGAGACGUUUCUUAGAAGCAAACUUGAACAAGAAUUCUUCAGGCUUAUGGAAGCGAAGCCUUUGAAAGGAAUUGCUAAACCUGGCCCUAUUUACGAGUUUAAUUUAACGGGAUGGCCAGAGCGCUUGAGCAUAUACCGCCACCCGCUCCUAGGCCGUAACGAAGAGCUACGCAAAUACAAAGCAACUCUACACAAUGCAAUAGAACAGCAGCACCAAGUAUUCACGCGGUAUCGCGAUCAUAAAUAUGGCAUGGCCUUUCUUGGUCCAAAGUUAGUAGGAAAGCGACGUUUGGUAGAAGAAUGCAUGCAUAUAACACCAAACUUUUUACGUGUAGAGAAAGUCGUGUUGACGGAGUCCGAGAAGGUUCCUUACAAAUUGUUUCGUUUAAUACUAACCAAAGCGUUUCCUGGAGGGAAUUCACGAUCCGGGAGAGAAUAUUACGAGAACAGGAUAAGAUAUAAUAUUGACGUAACCUCUGCGAGUCCUUUACAAAUAUACGCAAUCAAUAUGAUAUUUGACUGUCGUUUCCCGUUGCCGGAGAAUUAUCAAUAUUCUGGCGACAUUCUUAAUGAAUUUUCUGUAAAGAAUAUUAUUAAAGAAAUCUGCAAAAAUAAUUUUACAAGUCUCUGGGUGUGUGUGGUGGAGGAGGCCCAACACGCUGACAACGAGUCGUGGCGUAUUUUGAUUCUGCUCUUAGAAACCAAAACUAUAUUCUUAUUAAUGACAAUCACAGAUGCAGAGACGUUGUCGCCGACAGCAAACAGCUGCCUCGCAAGCAACAUGAUCGUUAAAAUCCCGUUGGGCGGCAUCGACAGGUUUUACCACGCGGCUUUAGCUUGCCAAUUACUAGACGUGCAAGCAAUACCUGCGGAUCUAGAGAAGGUGAUAGAAAGCGCAAGCGGAGGCAUGCCUGGAUGGAUCCAAAACUUCGUGAUAUCGUUGGUGCAGCACGGUGCCUUGUCUGUGGUCACUGUGUCGCGAAACGAAGCCAUAGAGUCUAGAGCCGUGAUGCCCUCUCUAGCGUUGUUGCAGAGAGCGGACUGUGAUAUCAACCCUUUGUGCGAUGACCCGCUCAUGAGGAGACCUAGUUACCAGAGCAUUUACAGUAUAAUAAGUGUAAGUGUGAUGAGUAGACAAGAAAGCAUGUACACCAUCCAAGAUACAGAAACAGUGCAAAUGGCGGUACUAGACGAUUCAUACAACUUUGACGACAUAAAAGUUGACAUGACUAUGGAUGCAAUAAUAUUAAAAACUUACGACUCUUUAACACCAUUUGAGAAGAUGCUCUUGAAAUGCGGUUCUGUGCUCGGAGACGUGUUUUCUAGAAGAAUGCUGCUUCAUUUAUUGCAAAGUGAUUCCCCGAGGAAGGUGGCUGAAGCUGUGGCUAAACUGUUUGCGAUACGAGUCCUGGAAUGCGAAGGCGGUGAUUUCACAAGAGACACAUCUUUGGUGUUAGUUCACCCAGCGCCUGCCUUACCGGCGACAACCAAACCACCAUAUUGUGCGUGUCUAGGAACCAGGCAACCACCACAUUGCAGAGACCUUCCAAUGUAUGCAUUUUGUGGAUAUAUGAGAUUUCGACACACCCUAUUCCGAACAACUACAUACGAGUUGCUAACGGAGAGUCAAAAGCACGAAAUGCACGCUCGUGCCUUGCUGUAUUUAGAGCGAUAUACGCGUAGGUGUCUGAGUUGCGGUGCUGGCUGUUUCAGUAAACUCCUUGGCCUGCGCUGUGAUGAUGGUCUUAUAGAAGAAAGUGAAGAGUUGAAACGUACUCGGCUCCAGAUAUGCGCGUUGAGUGCCGAGACUAGAAUACCAGGGGAACAGGAGCCGUCAAUAUUUGCACAUGACAGCAUGUCUGACUUUACAUAUAACUUGAGUACGGUGUCUAGCUUUGAAUUAUUGGAGACGGAAGGCACAGUAUUAAGUCGUAUUCUAGACAGCAAGGGUGUAAGAGAGUCCACCACGGUGCAGAUUUAUCGCAAAGAUAAGAGAGUCCGUUCCUUCUCGUCUUUAGUGGUGGAACAUUGCGAAUGUCUAUCUAUUUUGUUAUCUGUCUAUUGUCAAAUCAUAGACCAUUGCCGAGGCGCUGGUGAAUAUGAUAAGUUAUUCGAAGCGUAUCUAGAGUAUGCAAACGUGAGCAUCAUAAACCUAAAUAUACCUCAAGCUAUACGACUUCUGUUUGAAGUUGAGAAUUUUGUUUUGAACGAAAAAUCCUGCACCAAAGAAAUACGUAAAAGUUGGAUGAAAGAGUUUCAACUGGCAAGCAUUUACUCCAUGCGUAGCGUCUGCAUGAUGGAGUCCGGAGACCUUAACGAAGCAAGAAAACAAUUGUUAGAAGCCAUGAAACUUUACAGCGACCCUUUCCCUACUUCAAAACAUUGGGUUCGUAUACACAACAUUGGUGCUUCGAUCCGUCAAGCGAUGACUUUGUAUAUUGCUCCUAACCGUUACAUUGGGACGGAACGAGGAGUCGUUGGUUACUUUUAUGAAGAUAUCGCUAAAACGCUUAAUCGAUUGUAUCGGCUGUUUGAUGAAUGCAAUGAAACAGAGAAUGCGACUCUAGCUGCCAAAUGCGCUUUAAAUUACGCCUUGCGGACAAAUUCUAACUUCCGCCUACUUUGCGUUUGUUACGGCAAUAUGAUCGCAACAUAUCGACAAAAACAAAAAUUUUCGAUGUGCGUGAAACUGGAGAAACGCGCGAUGGAUUUGUGUCACCGCAAGCGAGGCCAAUUGGACGUCACAGAAGUGCAUGCCGUCUGCUACCUAUACACCAGCAUAUUCUUGUUUUACGUAGAAUAUGGUAAAAAGAUGGAGAGCCUUGAAUUUGGGCUGUCAGUGAUGCACAUGAUGUCCGGUCUAACGGAUCUGAAUACGCGACAAAUGUUGGUGCUAUGGAUGUUGAAGCUCCUGCUCUCAGAUCUGAGAAUACACGACAUGGUCGCCAUAAUGAGAGAGUUCUUUUACAUGACCGAUCAUUAUGACUUGAGCUCUGAGACUUGGUACUAUUUCUACGCAAUGAUGAUAAUGCUAGACACAGGCUAUUGCGUGGAGUCUUACGGCACGUGCGAAAAGUUUUAUAUAAAAAGAGGUGAUGCUAUAUUGAGGUCUAAAACCCCAGAAGCCGCUUGGAAUUUCUUCGUAUGCAUGUGGUUAAUAACCAUUAGGAUCGGAGCAUGGGAGAGAUCGAUAUUGUGGGAAGAAAAAAUAAAGCAAAUAAUGUCGAUGAAAUUCGAACAACACGAGUUCAACAUAAUGAUGUUGGUGAGGUUAGUGGAAGGGUUGCUGAUAACUUUAGUGAAUGAGAUGGAUAACAGAAAUAUAAAGAAGAUAAUAAUCUUGGAAAAGGCGGUGAAGGCAAUGUUUAUAGAUUUGUGCAGAGCGUGCAAGCGUGCUCCUAUGUAUAAACCAAGAUAUCAGCUAUUGUUCGCCUAUCACCAUUACAUAGGAGGGCGGAAGCUACGAGCGUAUAGUUAUUUGAACAAGGCUCGGGAAACGGCGAAACAGUGCUCGCACGGCACUCUCAUGAUUUGGGCGGAACAUACGAGAAAUCACUGGAAAGGAACCCUGAGUCCCAAAUAUAUAGAUUAUUGGGCGAAUCACGUUGAGCCCGAUAAUUUGCUGGAUUAUAGAGAUUUUCAUCCAGGUAAAAGCAAAAUUGUGCCCUACACCUUACCUCUGCCAAGGGAUUUGGAAAAAUGAACCAAUUUAAUAAUUAUUAUGUGUUUCUUCUCUGUUAGAUGCUAUGAGUUACAUUUUAAGGUAUUUACACUAUGAAGUUGAAUGCAAUAAAUACCUUUCUAAUA
Manduca sexta (tobacco hornworm) is the source of this 5571-nucleotide messenger RNA. Its product is annotated as adenylate cyclase type 10. Gene Ontology annotation, cellular component: cytoplasm. Gene Ontology annotation, biological process: cyclic nucleotide biosynthetic process; intracellular signal transduction. The coding region runs from base 239 to 5467 and encodes 1742 amino acids. The record is from RefSeq and is a predicted model, not a curated record. Gene Ontology annotation, molecular function: adenylate cyclase activity; protein binding. The transcript has 37 exons. NCBI's taxonomy places the organism in Eukaryota, Metazoa, Arthropoda, Insecta, Lepidoptera, Sphingidae.